Messenger RNA from Echinops telfairi (small Madagascar hedgehog), 2024 nucleotides. RefSeq names its product embryonal Fyn-associated substrate (gene EFS). The coding region runs from base 90 to 1784 and encodes 564 amino acids. The record is from RefSeq and is a predicted model, not a curated record. Gene Ontology annotation, molecular function: protein binding. The transcript is spliced from 5 exons. Gene Ontology annotation, biological process: cell surface receptor protein tyrosine kinase signaling pathway; cell migration. Gene Ontology annotation, cellular component: cytoplasm; focal adhesion; plasma membrane. Lineage: Eukaryota; Metazoa; Chordata; Mammalia; Afrosoricida; Tenrecidae.
ACACGGGGUGGACCAGGUAAAGAAAAGUGAGCCAGGAGCUGAGGGUGUGGGCAGCUUGGAAGGGUUUCGACAGGAUCUGGUAUGUGUGUAUGAAGACCCCUCCCCACUCCCACCUCACCCACCAGGCCCAGCUGGCCCGGGCACUCUACGACAACACGGCCGAGUCCCCCCAGGAGCUGUCCUUCCGCCGAGGGGAUGUCCUGCGGGUCCUGCAGCAGGAGGGUGCAGGAGGGCUGGACGGCUGGUGUCUCUGCUCCCUGCAUGGCCAGCAGGGCAUCGUGCCUGCCAACAGAGUGAAGCUCCUCCCCACGGCCCCGGCACCCCAGCCCAGCGUCUCCCGGGCACCCCCAGCCCAGCUUGGCUCACCAUAUCCAGCCCCAGAGCAUGGCAGUAAGGACCAGGAGGUAUACGUGGUGCCACCACCAGCUCGGCCCUGUCCCGGCUCAGGAUCUCUGACUGGGCACUGCCCACCCUCCCCGGACCCCAUCUACAAGAUCCCCAGAGGCAGUGGGGCCCAGCUGGCUGCCUCCGGAGCUAUGUUAGAGGUCUAUGAUGUGCCCUCCACCGCCCUCCAGGUCCCCUCCAGUGACACCUAUGACUCCCCUGCCUCCUUCUCCCGCCCUUUGGGCCGGGUGGCCCUACAGCCUCCUGGAGAGGAAGAAGCCCCCUAUGAUGUGCCUCUGCUCCCAAAGCCCCCCCCAGAGCUGGAGACGGACUUGGAGUGGGAGGGGGGCCGAGAACCAGGGCCCCCUCUCUAUGCCACCCCUUCCAACCUGAAACGGGCAUCAGCCCUGCUCAAUCUGUACGAAGCCCCCGAGGAACUGCUGGCUGAAGGGGGCCUCGGGGGCUCCGAGGAGGACAUCUAUGAUGUACCCCUGCUGGGGCCCGAGGCUCCGCCUUCUCCAGAGCCCCCGGGAGCCUCGGCCUCCAAGGACAUGGACCCUCUGGCCCUGGUUUUGGCCAGGAGCCCACCACUUCCACAUAGGCCCCGGCUGCCCUCAGCCGAGAGCCUGUCCCGCCGCCCUCUGCCUGCCCUGCCCGUCCCCGAGGCCUCCAGCCCUUCUCCAGCCCCCUCCCCUGCCCCAGGCCGCAAGGGCAGCAUCCAGGACCGGCCUCUGCCUCCACCCCCACCCCGCCUGCCUGGCUAUGGGACCCCCAAGGCUGAAGGGGACCCAGUGGGUGGGCAGGUGGAGAAUAGCCCAGAAGGACCCAACAAUGAGUACGCAGGCAUCCCAGUGACCGAGGACUACGACUAUGUCCACCUGAGGGGCAUGGAUAAAGCCCAGGGAUCUAGGGCCCCGGAUAAGGCCUGCCCCGGGGAGCCUGAACUGCUGGAGAGGGAGCUUCCGGAGCAGCAGGACGUCCGGCCCCUCGGGGAGCUGCCCGCCGGAGACCUGCAGCUCCUGCACUUCUACGCAGGGCAGUGCCAGAGCCACUACUCCACGCUGCAGGCAGCCGUGACAGCCCUGCUGGCCAGCAGCCGUGCCAACCAGCCCCCUCGCCUCUUCGUGCCCCACGGCAAGCGGGUGGUGGUAGCAGCUCACCGCCUGGUGUUUGUCGGGGAUACCCUGGACCGCCUGGCAGCUUCAGCCCCCCUUCGGGCACAGGUUGGCGCUGCCAGCGCCGUGCUGGGCCAGGCUUUACGGGCCACUGUGCUGGCUGUCAAGGGGGCCGCGCUGGGCUACCCAUCCAGCCCUGCGGCUCAAGAGAUGGCUCAGUGUGUGGCAGAGUUGGUGGGGCGGGCCCAGCGAUUCACCACCCUACUCACCAGCCUGGCCCCCUGAGGUCCAGGAGCCCCUCUCUGCGCCUCCCCACCCCUCCCCUGCCUGCCACAGCCACCACAGGGCCCUGGUGGCCGGAGGGCUCUGUUUCAAGGACUAGAAGAGGCAAAGGUCAUUUUGCCCUUUCCUGCCUCUUCAGUCAUCUCAGCCUCUCACAGAGGUGUCUCCUCCCCUGGCCCUCAGCUUUUUGUACGAGCCAUUUUGUAUAAAUUAUUUAUAUUUAAUAUUUUCCCUGUUUUGUCA